Messenger RNA from Hibiscus syriacus, 891 nucleotides. RefSeq lists its product as uncharacterized. The transcript has 5 exons. NCBI's taxonomy places the organism in Eukaryota, Viridiplantae, Streptophyta, Magnoliopsida, Malvales, Malvaceae. The coding region runs from base 540 to 857 and encodes 105 amino acids. The record is from RefSeq and is a predicted model, not a curated record.
AUCUAAGGAAGAAGAAAGAUGAAGAGAGCUUAAGGCAUUGGGCUUGGGCCGCAAUGGAUUUCUGGAACAAGGCUCGGAGCUUCGCUGAGGAAGCAGCGAAACGAUCGUCGGAGCUUGCUAUGGGCCCCGCGAAGCUCGGCGAUAUAGUAACGGACGCCAUGAAACGGUCCAAGGAGAUCGCGGCUGAGGCGUCCAAACGGGCCGAAGAAAUCAAAGUCGAAGCCGCGAAGCAAGCCGAACUCAUCAAAUCGUCGCUCGCCGAGGGGGUCGUGCCUCCAGAAAACCCGGAGAUCCUGGUGGAACCGGAGAAGGAAUUGGAGAGGUUUGGAAUUACUGAAGAGUUGAGAGAUUUUGUUAAGGGGAUUACUAUGAGAACCUUUCAAGAGUUUCCUUUGCCCGAUGAUUCCCCAAUGUCUGAUGUUCCCACGGUCUCAAAUGUAAGGCAGGAUCUUAAAGAGUGGCAAGAAAAACAUGCCAAGCUUGUAUUUUGAACAGUUAAGGAAAUAUCAAAGUUAAGAUUCGAGUUGUGCCCCCGUGUCAUGAGAGAGAGGAAAUUCUGGAGGAUAUACAUCAUACUAGUAAACAGUCACGUUGCCCUGUAUGAGAAGCGGUAUAUGAAAGAGGCUGAGCGAAAAGCUGCUGAAAAAGUCCUGGAUAAAAAAGUGAAGGAAUCUUCAAACAUUGAAAUGACAUCUCAACCACAGGAAAAGGGAACGAAGCAGCAUGGUAAAAGUUCAACCUCAGUUACUGAACAAGACUGGAUGUGUUUCUACUGGGUGGUGACAGCGAUGGAGGCCCUGAGGAUGAAGAUGAGGGCUUCGAUGAUGCUUUUGGUAAAAUGGCAGACAGUUCGGUAAGCACAGUUCCGUUUAUGAACUUGAUCUUGUUGUU